AUGGAGAGCCUGGGAAACCCUCCGGUCUCUUCGUACUUCGGGGACAGUUACUGCGUCCUGAAGCCGUUCCAGGACCUGUCCACGUUCGAGGUGUCCGUGACCAUGAAGACCAGCAGGAGGAGCGGGCUGCUGCUGCUGGCUGCUGGUACCGAGGACUAUCUGUUCCUGGAGCUGCACAACGGCAACGUCCAGGCCCGGAUGAACUUGGGCUCGGGGGAGGUCACGCUGACUUCUUCUUCGGGUGUUCAGCUCAACAACCUCCUGGACCACAAAGUCUCCCUGACGCUGACCGAAGACACGCUCACCAUGACCAUCGACGACAGCUUCUCCACCUAUGUCCCGGUGUCCGACGACGGCGAAGAACUCAACAUCGACGUUGGCGUUUUUCUCGGAGGCACCGGGAACCUAGAGGCGUCCUACCUCAGAAACGCCAUCCCUCCUUUCCGCGGCUGCAUGACCGACGUGAAGUUCGAGUCGCACGAGUUCGACAUCCUCAACAACGCGUUCAAAGACUGCCACGACACCAAGGAGUCCUGCAGUAGCGAGUUCGAAGCAGUAGAUGGCGAGACCACCAGUUUUAGCACGCCACAAUCUUUCAUAUCGUUCCCGACUUGGAGCAAAACGACCGGAGGAGCGAGGAGUUUGGAGUUUCUGAUGAAAACCACCAUCGAAGACGCAUUGCUAGUGUUCCACCCCGGCUUAGACAACAACUUCAUCGCAGUCGGGGUCAUGGGCGGGUUUCUGACAGGCGUGGUAGACUUCGGCAACGGCAUGAAAGUCGUGGUGAAUACACAUGUACAAGUUGAGGAUGACCAAUGGCACAGGGUUAGAAUUGAAAUUAAGGAAAACUCAUUUGAGGUUCACGUGGACAGCCAAGUCGUCGCCCUUACAAUAGAUUCCUCCCAAAAGCUGGAUUUGGUUGGUAAUCUUUAUCUGGGAGGAAUCCAAGAGAAAAUGAAAGAAGUGUUUCGUGAGAGUGGAUCCUUGAGCCGGGCUGAGGAAGAGAUGACUGUUGAAUCAUUCAUCGGUUGCCUGGGGGAAGUUAAAGUCAACAACAAGGACAGAAACCUGCAAGACGCAAUCGUGACCAAAGACAUCCAUGUGAAAUGCGAAGGAGAGGACUACGACUACUCAAAUUAUUACGAGGACACGGCCACGACCGCCCCACCGGUUAUUACUGCCUACGACCAAAUCGACACCGAGCAGCAUUGUUUCCCCAACGAAGACACUCCGGAAAUUUUCAGAAAUGUCACGAAACUGUUGGACGUGAGCCAGCUUCUUGUGCCCGAAGGCGGGGAGGUUGUGAUCGCGUUGCAAAACCUACUCCCUACGUUUGACCUGGGCGCAGCUGGGUUGACGAAAUCCCAAAUCCUAGUCACGCUGAAGAAUGACCCAUUUUACGGCCUGGUCGAUAUCAACACCAGCAACAAGCGCUUUCUCAAGUUCACCCUUCAAGAUCUGGUUGAUAAGCACAUAAAGUACAUGCACGACGGCAACGAGAGGCACCCAGAUCAAAUUCAAUUCGAAGUAGUUGCGCAAGGGAUUGACAACUUGCCGGAGUGUCUAAAAUCUCCCCAAAGUUACGUUCUACCAGUGGAAAUAAUCCCAGUUAAUGAUAUCCCACAACUUGGUGGAGGCGAAAUUACUAUUACGGAAAGGGGAAGGACACGUCUGAGCCCGAGUCUUAUCAAAAUUGUGGAUACGGACACUCGUUGCAACGGGCUCUUGGUAACCGUGACUUCGGAGCCUCCGUUAGAAGUUGGUUAUCUUGAGAAUGACAAACAGCCUGGAAACCCCAUCACAGAGUUCACCUGCAGAGACUUGAAAGACGGAAAUAUCUACUUUGUGCACCGGGGCGGAGAAAGCGCCUUCGAUAUGACGUUAGAAGUCUCCGAUGGCCAGUCUGAAAGCCACUCCACUACCUUCAACCUCGUCGCUAUCAAGCCACACAUGACGAUCGUGACAAACACCGGGAUUUACUUGACGCAAGGAAGCAACGCAACUAUUGGAAUCGAAAACUUGGCGAUUCUUUCCAAUCCUCGGAACGGAGAUAUCCUGUUCAACGUCACCCAGCCGUUGGUUUACGGUGAACUGCAGGUGAUGACUGAGUACGGUGUGUACGAGCAAGUUUCCAGUUUCCGUCAAUCCGACCUCGAACAAGAACGGGUUAAAUACUUCAGCACAGACUCAACCGAUCAAGAAGAUGAUGUUGUGGAAAUGAUUGAAUUCAAUGCUCAUUUGGGACAUUACAGCCUUUGGAAUAAUACUUUUAUGGUUAACAUUGCACCAGCUCAAGUUAAGGUUGCCAAAAUAGUCCCACUUGACGUCUUCGGAGGAGAGGUUAAGAUCAUCAAGCAAACUCAACUCAACGCUGAGGUAAUCGGACAAAAUGCAGAUCCAGAAAUUUUACAAUAUGUCCUGGUGACACCUCCGAUGCUUGGCGUGCUGCAGUUGCUGGACACGCAGUUAGGAGAAGGAGAUGUUUUCACUCAACAAGACAUUCUGGACAAUACUCUAAGCUACAAAGUGCGUGUGCAAAGAGCCGUGGACACUGUGGACUCCUUUCAAUUCAGAGUUGCGUCUCAAGAUCGAUUUUCGCCCUUGUAUACGUAUCCCAUCAACAUCAUCGCAACAGCCGACGCUCCGGUUUUGAUCAAUGAAAUGUUGACUGUGCUUCAGGGCGGCGAAGAAACUUUAAACAAAAAUCAUCUCUGGGUGCAGGGGUCAGAAGCGGGGGAUUUCGUGUAUCAAAUUACCCAGGGCCCAAAGUACGGACGCAUUGUAAGGGACUCACCUCCGGGAAUGCCAAAGUUCGAAGGCGCAAUCCGUAUUUUCAGCAAUGAGGACUUGGAGCUUGACCGGUUGCUGUACAAACACGACGGAUCCAAAACGACUAGCGACGAGUUUCAAUUCUCUGCGUUUGACCAGGAAGCGCAAGCCUCCUACGACCACGAAACAAUCAAGGGCGUCUUUAAGAUCACGAUCCUGACCAAAAACGAGCACGUCCCAGUCAGAGUCGUCGAUGAAGUUUUGAACGUGGUACGGCAAGGUCAGCGCCUUCUCACCACGGACGUAAUCCAAUUCAAGGAUGAAGAUUCUGGGUUUAACGACUCCCAGAUUGUCUACGCUCGCGAAGGAAUCUUAUCUGGCAACAUCGUCUCGUCCAUCAACCCGGCGCAACCUCUUUUCCGGUUCACGCAAGCAGAUCUACGAGACAAAAAGGUUUUAUUCAUCCAUCACGGAGCAGAUCAAGAGCGAUUCUCUUUGCAAGUUUCCGACGGUUUUCACAAGACCACAGCUUUAAUCCAGAUACAGGCAGGAGACCCGUACCUCCGAAUUAUCAACAAUACCAUGAUAGUCAUUGAUCACGGAGCAACCAAAACCCUCAACACUACACUCCUAAGCGCUGAGACCAAUCUAGACAUUACGGACGAUAGCGAGAUCACGUUUAGGAUUAUCGCAGCCCCGGAGGAUGGAAGGAUUAUCGUGAGCGGGAUCGAGGCCUCGGAGUUCACGCAGGAAGACUUAAAGAAAGGCGUCGUUUCGUAUGAACACAACUACGAAAGUCUGAAGUCCAAAGAUUCCUUCAGCUUUGAGGUCCAAGCGGAGGAGCGGUCGGAAGAAGGCACUUUCAAAAUUAAGAUUUUCAAGCAAGGAGACAGGUCGGAGCCGGAGGUGAUCAACAACGAAGUGAUUGUUUCCUACGAAGGGGAGCACACAGUCAUCACCCAAGAUCAUCUCAAGGUGGAGCAGGCGGACAUCCUUCCCUCAGAGAUGGCGUUCACGGUGAAGGUUCCUCCGGGUCUGGGACACGUGGUUAAAAUGUCCAACGGUUCAGACGAGUCUCCGCAGCUGGACUACAUCCAGACCUUCACCCAGGACCAGAUCGACCGGGGACUCAUCCUCUACGUGUCUGCGAACAUCCAGGGAGAGGACGUGUUCACGGUGGACGUCAGUAACGGUUUCACGGCGGUGGAGGAUCUGCAGGUCUUCGUGAACAUCGUGCCCAGACUGAUCCCGGUCCAGACCCAGAACCUCACGGUGAAGGAGGGUCAGAGCCGCAUCAUCGACGGCGCCGUGGUCAACGUCUCCCACGCCUUCUACGCUCUGGCCAGCCUGGACUUCGUGGUGGAAGACCCGCCUCAGCACGGAGAGCUGCGCUCCAUGAACGGGGACGAGGUCCCCUACUUCACCUGGAGCGAGCUGAAGAAUGGGCAGGUGUACUACAUGCACGACAGCAGUGAGAACUUUGAGGACUCGUUCACUCUGUCGGCGUCUGCGUACGAGAUCGAGAGGCGGAGUCUGCCCUUCACCAUCGCCGUCACCGUGAUCCCGGUGAACGACGAACCCCCACGGCUCACGCGCAACACCGGCCUGGAGGUUUUGGCGGGAGAAGAGGCCGACAUCACCGCUAACAUGCUGCAGACGCUGGACGACGACACGGACGCAGUGCAGCUGGUCUACCAUGUGGAGGCGCCAACGAGCGGCAUGGUGGCCCUCAAGGAGGCUCCGGAGGUCCCGGUCAUGAACUUCACCCAGGCCCAGGUGGACGGAGGGGAGGUGGUCUUCAUCCAUGAGGGAGAAGAGUCCGGAGGCUUCGGCUUCACCGUGACGGACGGCGAGCACACGUCUCCCCUGCACCAGUUCGUGGUCACGGCUCGCCCCCUCACCAUCACCAUGGUGACGCAGGAGGAGCUCAUGGUGUUUCCUGGGACUCGUCAGACCAUCACCAGCUCCAACCUGGGAGCAGAGACCAGCGACGACGGGAACGAGAUCGGCUUCUCGCUGAUCCGGCCUCCGAGACUCGGGCGCCUCAUCAUCGCACGAGGAGAAAACCGCUUCGACGAGAUCACACGCUUCUCCCAGACGCAGCUGGAGUCUGGAUCCGUGUUUUACGAGCACCAGCUUCCAGAGGAACCUUUUUGGGUCACGAGAGACUCCGUAGAGCUGAUCGUUUCCUCGCAGCCUGCACCCGACGUCCGCCACAUCCUGCCCAUCACCAUCUCCUACUACGCCGCUCACAGCAACAUCUCCUCACAGCUGUGGAAGAACAGAGGUUUGGACAUCGUGCAGGGUCAGAGAAAAGCCAUUGACCAAUCUAUUCUUGACGCUUCCAAUCUCCUGGCGAGUCUCCCGGAAACAACGCGCGCUGAUGCCGACGUAGUUUAUGAAAUCAGGCGCUUCCCUUCCCGCGGACGCCUCACUCUCGGAGGUCAUGACUUGCCUCGGGAAUCUCCUUACUUCAUGCAAGAAGACGUCAACAAUGGAGCCUUAGAGUACCUUCACGAUGACUCCGGUGCUGCUUCGGACAGCUUUGCCUUCAGAGCGAGGCUAAGGACUUCGAGCCAAGGUUCUGCCACCCCAGCUGAGUCUGUGGUCCUGGAAGAGGUCUUCAACAUACCGAUCAGGCGAAGGGGUUCAGAUCCUCCAGAACUGGUCACUUCUGAUAUGCUCCUGGAAGUCCUGCAAGACUCCAUGACCAUUUUGAGCCAGAAACAUCUCAACACUCAAGAUGAAGACAGUCCGCCUGAUGAGGUGCACUUCAAGGUCACCAAAGCGCCAAGAAACGGAAGACUUUUGGACUUGCUACGAAUGGAUGUCGCUUCUGAUUUCACACAAGACAUGGUCAACCGUGGACAGAUCGGUUUCCAAAGUGAUGGCAGUCUAAAAGAAGGGUUUUUUGAGUUUUAUGUCACGGACGGAGAGCACAAAACCGAGUCGUACACGCUUCAUAUCGGCGUCCUUGCUCACACUUUAGUCCUCAGCAAAGCUCCCGAAAUCAAAGUGAAACAAGGCGACGACGAGACGCUGAUAACUGAAGAGAUGUUGAAAGCUACCACAGGAGGACCACUCAAAGAGGACGUCCUGUAUAAGAUUAUGAAUGUCCCGAAAUACGCAGCCGUCAUGGUGGACCGCCAGCCAACUUCCGCUUUCACUCAAGAGCAAAUCCGCCAAGGCCGAGUUAGCGUCCGCUUUGUGAAGUCUACAUCUCCGCGAGACAGCGUAGCUUUCGUGGCUCGAAGCAGGGCGGCCAAUGUAUCGUCCGUGCUUAACAUUACAGUUCAACCGCUUGCUAACAUCGCAGAGAACCCCAUGCUACCUCAAGGCGCAAAGGUGCGGGUGGACCGUAAGCUUUUGGACGCAACCCCUUUGGCGAACAAGACGAGAACAUCGCCAACAUUUACCGUCAUACAACAACCGAAAGGAGCGAGAUUCGUCAUUGCUGAUGGUCCGUCGGCAGGGCAGACCGUGGACUCAUUUAGCCAAAAGGAACUGGACGAUGGACGCGUAGCUAUGGAAAUCAAACCGCCACGUCCCGGAUCUAAAUCAGGCGUACAUCAAGAUGAAGCUAGGUUCUUGCUCAAAGCUCAUGGCGUUCCACCUGCCGAAUGCGCUUUAUCUUUCCAAACCAGCCCUUACAAUGGGUCAGGGGUGUAUCCAGUCACUCUGUUGAGGGUCCCGCCUGGUUUCGAGCUCCCAGUUGGUACCCAAGGCAUCCCACGCAUGGGUGACUGGCCGACCACCACGCCACCCGGAACGCAUCGGAAGCCAGUGGUGUCCAGACGAAGCAACGUGUGGUCCAUCCUAAUCCCAAUCCUCGUCAUUCUUCUGCUGCUUCUGCUGGCGGCGAUCCUUGCUUACUACGUGAUCCGCAAGAAUAAAACGGGAAAACAUAAUGUCCAGUUGGCGUCUUCCAAGCCUAAAAACGGAGAAGUCGCCGGAACCGAGACUUUUCGUAAGACCGACGCCGCCAAUAACAUCCCGAUGACAACGGUGGGGGGCAAAGACGCAGAUCCAGAGUUGUUGCAGCACUGUCGAACAUCGAGCCCCGGCAAGAAUCAGUACUGGGUAUAG
Molecule: messenger RNA, 6855 nt
Organism: Knipowitschia caucasica
Lineage: Eukaryota; Metazoa; Chordata; Actinopteri; Gobiiformes; Gobiidae
Source: the annotation of a GenBank genome assembly